Molecule: messenger RNA, 1449 nt
Organism: Saccostrea echinata
Lineage: Eukaryota; Metazoa; Mollusca; Bivalvia; Ostreida; Ostreidae
Exons: 4
Coding region: 1-1449 (482 amino acids)
Source: RefSeq, a predicted model, not a curated record
AUGCUUCUUAAGCUUCAACAAGAACUCAGCAAUCUCUACCUGUUUGCUUUUGGUGAAUACUUUGUAAACAAUAAUUCUAUAGACUUUCACUUGCAUAAAUCCAAAGAAGCAAUAAGCACAACAACUUCAGCACACCAGCAGCUACAGGACACCUUUGGCCAAGCUAAAUCAUUUCCAGAGAUGGUCAAAAUCAUUCUGUCUAAAAAUGCAGAGUUUGUUAUGUGGAUGAGGGAAUUAGAAGAAGUAGAGAAAGCUAUGGUAGAUUUGAAAUCAGACUAUAAGAGAAGAACUUGUGUCAUCAGGGAACAGUUAAAAAAGUACGAACAAAAGAAUAAAGAACUGGAGAUGGAAAAUGAUAUCCUAAGACAAACUGUUGCAAGGACAAGGCAAAUGGUAAAGGAGGAGAUGCAGAUAACAGAUGGGUACCCCCAUUAUAGAAUGGUUGGCAGUGUCCAGCCAAACAUGGACACCAGUGAAUUGUAUGCUUUAGAAACUUGUCGGAAAGACAUCAGCAAUAACCUUCUAGUGACUGAUGCUGUUCUUCGCCGACUAGAAAGUACAGACAUGAUCUCCCACAGGGACCGAAAGUGUCUCAUGAGAAUAAGACAGAGUUCAAAGAGAAACACCCAAUUAGCAGAAAUAAUGCGCAAAAAAGAAAAAGGUUUCAGUGCAUUUACAGAAGCUUUAAUGCUUGAAAGGAACAUCAACCAGUACUGUGUGGAUAAAAUGCAAAAAAUGGUUCGACAUCACAAACAGCAACACAGACUCCGAGAACUAAAAGAAACAGAUCUCGUCAUGGAUGGAAAACCAUUCAAGGAGACCAAAAAAUAUCCGAAACCCUCUGUGGUGUUUGAGAGCUUCUACAAUUCUGUGGCUCCACUGGUUCAUGGUGAUAAUAAAGGGAAUUGUUCAGAAGAGACAAACAAGCAAACCUGUGAUGGCAAUGACAUUGUGAAAGCCCUCAAAUACUGCAGAAUGGCAAUGGAUCCCAUGGAUGAAAAUUCAGAUGUUCCAUUAAAAGAUCUGCAAAGUAAAUACCUCCAGAAGAAAACACAGGCCAUUGCUGAUGAUCUUCGAUUGGAAAGAACUGUGUGGAAGAAAAGGAUUGACAGUCUUCAAGUAGAAAAUGAUGAACUGACAACAAAAGUGGAAGAACUUGAAAGUGAGCUAGAGCGAGAACGAGAAGAAAAAGACAAAAUAAUUCGAGAAACUGUAGACAGAAUUGUCAAAGAAAGGCUGCUUCGAUUGAAUCCUGUGGAUACUAGACCCUCCUCUAAACCCAGUGUGACCAUCAACAUUCAUAAUCAUGGACAUUUUCAAAUGGGCGGUGCCAAUGCCAUGGACCUAGAUUCUGAUUCGACAUCAGAAUCCGACCAAUCAGAAAAGCCACACUAUGAGAAUCAGAACACACUGGACUUCCCUGGCCUUGCUGACAGUGUUCUGUAUUAA